CUUGUAUAGAACCCGUUAGCUUACUUGUAGGCUAAGUAAGGCCCUUGAUAAGAAAAAUGGAACUCUGUCAUAACUUAUUUUUACAGGGAGCGAUAGCUAAAAGAUGUACGGCAGAAGAAAAAUGGGUUGAACUCGCUAAUGAAUGUAAUGCAAUUUUCUCGGUGGAGUAUAAACUUGAAGAUUACAUCAGAGUAGUAAAUGCCCAUCUUUCUUUUUUAUCUUUGGAAAUUCGUAAAAAUGUUUCGGAGACGAAUUUCCAUACAUAUUUAGCUUUGGUAAACUUGAGGGGAGAUGCUUUAACUAAAAAGGCCUCUUCCUAUAAUUCUAAAGAAUUGGAAUUGUUUGAAAUAGCACUUCAAUCCAUUAUUAAUUCAUCCACUGGUUCUGUUUCUUCUAUAGAACUUUUAAAUAAAGCUGCCAGCGAAAAAAAUUGGUUAAAAAAAGAAGCUUCCAAAAGCCUCGACAAAUUCGUUGAGGACUUGUGGCUAGAAGAUUUUGAGUUCAAACUUUAUAUGGGAUCUUUUUCUAUAGCUCCGAGAACUUUUAUGGAACUACAAUUGUACCUUCAAAAUUCCUUUCAUAAUCUUGAAUCAUGCGCUCUUUGCAGAGAUGUUUGCAUUAAAGGAAAUUUCUGCAGUUCUCCAUCGUGCAAAGUUAAAGCUCAUGACUUUUGUUCACAUCCACGCUGUGUUUCAUGCGGCGCUACUUGGCCAUGGCCAGUUGUGGGGGAGCCCUUGCUAUAUAAGAAAGGAAGUUUUGCUGAGGUUUUUCCGGAGGACAGAGUUAGAAGAGUUCGUGUUAAGGAAGAGUAAAGAAAAGAG
Messenger RNA from Zophobas morio, 821 nucleotides. Its product is annotated as non-structural maintenance of chromosomes element 1 homolog. NCBI's taxonomy places the organism in Eukaryota, Metazoa, Arthropoda, Insecta, Coleoptera, Tenebrionidae. Gene Ontology annotation, biological process: double-strand break repair via homologous recombination. Gene Ontology annotation, cellular component: Smc5-Smc6 complex; nucleus. Gene Ontology annotation, molecular function: ubiquitin-protein transferase activity. The record is from RefSeq and is a predicted model, not a curated record. The transcript is spliced from 10 exons. The coding region runs from base 57 to 812 and encodes 251 amino acids.